UUCACUUAUGGGUCGGAAGCGCUGCGUGGGGGAGACUGUUCCAAGAUGGCGGCGGGCUGCUGCGGGGUGAAGAAGCAGAAACUGUCCAGUUCGCCCCCCUCUGGCUCGGGUGGCGGUGGUGGCGCCUCCUCCUCCUCCCACUGCAGCGGAGAGAGCCAGUGCCGAGCUGGGGAGCUGGGACUAGGAGGCGCCGGUCCGCGGCUCAACGGGCUGGGCGGUCUAGCCGGAGGAGGUAGCGGCAGCGGCGGUACCCUCUCUCCCCAGGGCUGCGGCGGCGGCGGCGGGGGGCUUUCCCUGUCGCCACCUCCGAGCUGCGGAGUGGGGACCCUACUUUCUACCCCGGCCGCCGCCACCGCCUCCUCGCCCUCCUCGUUGUCCGCCGCCUCGUCCUCCUCGCCCGGCUCCCGGAAGAUGGUGGUGUCAGCGGAGAUGUGCUGCUUUUGCUUCGAUGUUCUCUACUGUCACCUGUACGGAUACCAGCAGCCCCGGACCCCCCGGUUCACCAACGAGCCCUACCCACUGUUUGUAACAUGGAAGAUUGGUCGAGACAAAAGAUUGCGUGGAUGCAUAGGUACUUUUUCUGCCAUGAAUUUGCAUUCAGGACUCAGGGAGUACACACUUACCAGUGCCCUUAAAGAUAGCCGUUUUCCCCCAAUGACAAGGGAUGAGCUGCCACGGCUGUUCUGCUCAGUGUCUCUACUCACUAACUUUGAAGAUGUCUGUGAUUAUUUGGACUGGGAGGUGGGUGUACAUGGCAUUAGAAUAGAAUUCAUCAAUGAAAAAGGAUCAAAACGCACCGCCACCUACCUACCGGAGGUUGCAAAGGAGCAAGGAUGGGACCAUAUUCAGACCAUAGACUCCUUACUGAGGAAAGGAGGAUACAAAGCUCCAAUUACUAAUGAAUUCAGGAAAACCAUAAAACUGACCAGGUACCGUAGUGAAAAGAUGACCCUGAGCUAUGCUGAGUACCUUGCUCAUCGCCAGCAUCAUCACUUCCAAAAUGGCAUUGGGCAUCCCCUUCCGCCAUACAACCAUUAUUCCUGACACUGAGCCGCACAACCAGUCACUGGGCCUCUCUGCAGACCUCUUCCCAGGAGACCCUACCCCUUCUUGGUCUAGCUAUCUCUUUUACUGUACUAUUUUAUGAUGAUAGUUUCCGUUGCCAUGGUGACGCUUUGACACCGUCAAUUAAGAUCAUCAUGGUAACGGGUAGGAAAUGGCAUUUAAGAAGAUUCUGUUUUAUUAUUUUAGACCAUUCAUUUUUUUGCAGCAUAUAUGAAUUUGGGGGUUUUCUUUCCUUACAAUGUUAGAGUUUUGCUUUGCCAUCUCGAUUGGGUUUCUAUCUUUCCAUCCUUCUUGCCUUCUUUCCUGUCUUCUUUCCUUCCUUCCUUCGUUUCACUGUGGAUGGAAGAAAUUGUGCAGUUUAUAAGGAUUUUUUUUUAGGUUUUUUGUUAGUGUUCCUCAGUAAGGUAAUUUUUGCUAGUUGAGUUUGACAUUAAUUCAUAUCAAAUUCAGGUAUUUGUAUAUUACCCAUGAGUUUGUCUAAAAUUCAUUUUGCUAUGAGUUUAGUAUGUAGCUCUUUGCUCCUUGAGUAUGUUUUUUCCCAUGGUUAAAAUAUAUGAACUUUAGUUCAAAUAGGGGAUUAUUCAAAGGUCCAUGAUAGGGCUUGUCACAGAGAGUGAGAAAUCAUUUAUGCCUGUGUGCUGGUUAUCAUAGGAGAGACUGCCUCAUCACUUUAUACAACCAACUUACAAACUAAAACACUGUUUUAAGAAAGUACAAGCUACUUUUCAGCUAUGCUACAGAAAGCAUUUGAAGAGCCAUGAAUAUCAGAAAGAGAACAGAUACAGAACUUAGUGCCUUUGAGAAGAAUAUAACUAAAUGGAAUUAAGAGGGGUUUUUAAAAAGGCAAUUUAGAGAAAUAUUCUUGUAAAGUUUUAUUGUUUCUAUAUAUGAAAUGACAGAUUAGACAAAUCCCUUACACUUAAGUAUUUUUUUAAGCUGAAAAAAAUUUAUUCUGAGCAAAUAACCAAAAAGAGACAUUUGUCUGUUAUAUAUUAAAUCUGUUAGCUUUAGAUUUCGCUAAGUCAUGAUCGGCCAGAGACAAUUUUAGCUACCAUUUAAAGAAAUGGUAAAGAUAAUCUAGUGAAACGAAAGUUCAUAUAUGCCAUGAUUUCAGAUAUUUUUGUCAUGGGGGCAGUACUGGAGUUUUAGAAAUACUAUAAAAUAGCUUGAAUCUCGUUCUGCACUACAUACUUUUGAUAUAAAUACAUUUACUAUGUUGAUGAGAUGUUAGGUUACACCUGUAACAGUGGAAUUGGCACUUAGAUAUGAUCUAGAGUCCAGCUCAUGUGCAGGACUAUUCUUCCCAUGAUGUAUACAAAACAAACUUCCUAAUGUUAAUAGGAGGUCUGUAUAUAUAUUCCCAGGAAAAAAGACAGAUGAUUCUGAAGAAAGAUUACCUUCAUAAUGGUAAUGGUAGUGUGUGUGUAUGUAUGUGAGUGUGUGACGUGUGUAUGCACAUAUAUGUGUAUAUAUAUAUUUUUUCAAACAGGAUACAGUAUAUCAAGUGAUAAAUAGAAGUAUGGUGCAGAAUAUAUAGUCUAAAACUAUGAGAUGUCACUGAAUAACAAAAUGGCCUAGCUUAUACAUGUAGCUGCUGUGACAAGUGACAGACUGCUAGUUCAGACAAAACCCCUUUUCUAGUUUGAGGUUAAUUGGAUGAAUUUCUUCUGCUUGCCAUUAUGGCGAAGCAAACUGCUUUAGUUUUGAAGAGAGUGCUUAGAAGUUUGUUGGUAUUCCUUCAUCCACAGCAUCUGUUGUUGAAAUAACCAUUUUCAGUUACGAUGCCUUAACUAAGAAGCCAAUUGUUAGCCUGAAAUGUAGUCUCGGUAGCCAGUUCCACUGAACCUAGAGAUUAGUCUGAGAAGACUAGCUGCUGGGCUUUAGAAAGGGAUUUUGAGUCCUUUCAUUUCUACUUGGGAGCAUUUCGGAGCAGAUUAGUCUUGCAGUAUAAAAACAAGUGGCUACCUGAUGGAAACUUUUUCUUGCCCUUAUAGGGAAACUGAGCACAAGCUGAAUGAUACUGUCUGCUGCAAAAAAAAAAAAAAAAAAAAAAAAAAAAAGUAAAUAAACAAGCAAACUGAAGAGAGACAAAAUAGACCAAUAUAGAUCCACCUUAUCUGUCAUCUCAUCAGUUCAACAGGCUCCUCAUCCUGGGUGAGCUCAUGGUUAGAAGUUUUUUUAAAAAGAAAAGAUCUAUUUACAUAUAUAUAUGUCUGUGUGCAUAUAUAUAUACUUACACAUACAUAUGUGUGUGUUUAUGUAUUUAACGGUGCUAAUCAAAUCUUGAGCAGGUCACGUGACUGGUCAUGCGGACUCUAAAAUCAUAUCAGAUUUUUUUUUAAUUCUUGAUAUAUGCAGAUGUUAUACAGAUUUUCUUACCGGUGUAAUAAUGUUAUACUGAAGAAAUAACCAUCCUGCAGGCUUCAGAGGACGAGGUCAGCAAUAUUUCCCACCAUGGCUUGGGGGAAAAGGAUAGUUUUGUCUCCUUUUGUAUUCAAAAUAAUGCACAGUGCAUUUUUGUCUCUAAGUAGCUGUUGACUAAAAGACUUUGUAGUGUAAAGGGUGUUAUACAAACUGCAAUGGUGUGCUUCAAACAAACAAAUGCUAGACCUUUGCACCUUUGUCGUAUAUUACAAAGCUGUUAAAUAUGUGGUUUGACUUAACUUUGAACAUGUUGAAAUAUGUAGCAUGUGUUUUUAACUCAGACAAAGAUUCUAAUUGCACAGGUUAUAUUCUAGCCAGUUGUGGUUUAUUUGUUCAGAAACACAAAUGUGAAUUGCACUCUUAUCACCAGAAUAUUACAUAAGUUCAGUGAUCUUCAAACAGCUCAGAAGUAAUACUUGAACUUCAUUUGAGUAGCACAAAGUUUACAUGGCCCCUUUUAAUGUUAAUUAGUUCCAUUCAUGUUUUCCGUUUUCAAAUGCAACUGGGUAUUUUUCCUCUUGGAAAAUAGUACGUAUUUUACUUUGGUAUGUAGCAAAAGGCUUCCAUUUCUGGAAGGGUUUUCUUGUUCUUAAACAAGGUCAGCCAGGUACCAGAUUCUAAAAGAACAAUUGUUCCCUUCCCCCCUUUAAGUGGCCUUCUGACUGCACGAGAAUGUGCUACUACCCCCUCCAGUCUCCCUGCCAUGAGAGGUCAGUAUGUUAUUGAUGGAGGAAGUAUGAGGCUUGCUCUUUGCCCCCCACCCCACUUAAAGUAGUCACAAGGUUCUCAGUCCAGUGCAUACAGCCCCAAUGCUCAGCACACCAGAAGUUUGUAUGCUGGCCUCUUUUCAUGUCUUCAAAUGUGCAGGAAAUUCGAAACUGUCUUCUGGAAUAGGUUCCAUCUCUUAUGUGUGUUAGAUCAAACCAAAGAAGCCCCUAGCCAUGCCCAAAUGCUGCUCCAAAAGCCUGCCUUCCAGUCCUUACAAAAACCUUGCAGGAUUAAAUGUGUUAACUUUUUUAUUUUUGUACAGUUUCUAAGUGAUUUUUUGCUAGUGAUGUUAAAUUGAAUUAAGUUUAUUUGAGGAGUGUGAGCACCUCCUCCAUUUGAAUAAACUGGUGACUUUUCCUUUUAUUUUUUAAAAACAGAAACCCAUUGUGUGCCUCUCGAUUUAAGGGUUUCUGAUUACAUUAUUCUUAAGACCAGCAUUGAUCCUUUAUAUACAGAGAUAUGUUUUCCUUGUUUUUUAUUACUGUUUCAGAAAAAAAUAAACCUUUUAUUUUGCUCUGGACCCAGUAAUUGCGCUGGGGCAUAGACGCACUGAGAAAACAAACUUUUGUAACCACCUCUGUUUUUGUAUAUCAAAGUUGAUUACUUUUGAAAUAUUUGGAUCUAGUUUCUAAGUUAUUUUAGUGUUUUAUAUGUUCCCCCAAAUUAUUUUGAAUCGGUCACCAGCAUAAUAAAUUCUUGGUGAUGCAUCCGUGAGACUUGUAAUGAGCAAAAGCUACCUGGAGUAGCUCUUUUCCUUCUUUCCUAGUGACCUGUUUUUUGAUUACAGUAAGACACCACAGAUUACCUGAAACCCUUUCAGGUAAUAACUAGAUCCUCCUUCCUCCCCCAGUUAAUUGCUUAAUAGUUUGAAGGAACUAUUGGAAAUGGGCAUUUUAUAUGACAUAUAUGGCUUUAAAACAUUAAACAUGAGAAGGUUUAUGUGGGUCUGUAAGGUAUGGCUGUGGAAAGAUAUUGUAGUAGUUUUGACACUAUUGUUAUUACCUUUUAAAUCAUUUACCCAAUAAAACGUUAAAAC
Molecule: messenger RNA, 5293 nt
Organism: Talpa occidentalis (Iberian mole)
Lineage: Eukaryota; Metazoa; Chordata; Mammalia; Eulipotyphla; Talpidae
Gene: AMMECR1
Product: AMMECR nuclear protein 1
Cellular component (GO): nucleus
Source: RefSeq, a predicted model, not a curated record